AUGGAGUCUUCUAACUCUAACCUUCCAUCCUACGAGGAAGCCACCGCUGGCCAGGAACGCCCUCGCAUCAUCGCACACAACCGACACUGCCCUGAGCAGUCAAACGAGGAAUAUCUCAUGAGCAAUCCUCAUCUUCAAUCCUCGUACCUCCCGAUAAGAGAAUGGACGCACAAUAUGCCUGGCACCACUGCGGCUGAAACUCCAUGGCGGCUGGGCAAUGACCGAAGGCAGAAUGAUGUCAUCACUUGGCAAGUCUUCCAAGAGACUUCAAGCACGUCGGCGACUUCAAUGCAGGAAAAUGUUGUUCAAUGGCUGCGUCGUCUGUGUAUGGAAAUUUCGACGCCUUCUUCAUUUGCAGCGGGCGGAAUACCGUUGAGACCAGGCGAUAUAGAAUACACUCUCAACGCUGAGCAGAACUGGACUCACAACUGGGGAUGGGAGGUUGAACUCUACGCAUAUGCAUACCCCGAGCACAUUCGAUGUUCCGAUUGGUCCGUGACUAUGCGUAUCUACCUCCAUGACCUACCACAUCAGCUCCGUAUGGGUGGGAUUCAGUGGCGAGAUGUUGUCGUGUCGGAUUAUGACUUCCACAUGGAGCUUGACUCGUACCCAGAGCGCGGCUGGGACUGGAAGUUGACGUCGACUUGUGCAGCGACAAGUGACACGGCCCGGUCACAGAGGAAUUGGGAAGCUAGGACUAUGUCCUCGCGAAGGGUUCUGCCAUCCACUCCCGAGUUUUGGAGUUGUCUCUCGGAGGAUACGAUCUUUAGUGGAACGAUCAAGCAGAGAACUUGCCGUGACAAGUACAAGAUGGUCAUGUGGUAUUCGCAUUCGACGGCAUAUGCCAAUGACCUCACGGAGCAGACAAUUGGUCCUUGGCAUGAUGGUCUUGCGGGGGCGUUUGCCGAGUUUAUACGCCCGCUCGUUCCCCGCGGUCCAUCCCGUAUGCCCAGUGCGUCAGGGAAACACCAAGCAGACCCUGUUGUAACGGACCGGUUCUGCCAAGAGUCUAUUGCCGUUGCAAUCUGGGCGACUCCUACAUCAGUGGCUGAAGUGUCAUGGCGCCUCAUUGGCUGGCCGCUUCGAAUGCGAAAUACGGGCAACGCCCAGCGUCGCAGCUCCAGGCACCCAUAUUCCCCGGACGAUCGCGAAAUACGGCACCAAAUUUCCCUCUUCAGCUUUCGGUAUUUAAGAAUCAAGUCCCAGUCGAUUGUUCAAUAUGGAAGUUCAUCAACCCAGAACAAGUUCACCAUGGCGACCACUACCCAGUCGAAAUUCCACACCAUGUUCCACGAUGAUCCGUCCUACCAGGACAACAAGAUCGAUCUCUUUGCCCCGAGUCAAUCGCAAGACAAUUGCUUAACGGCUUUUGAGAGCAUCUCACCCUCCAACAUCGUCCCUUUGAGAAAGCUCAAGCAAUGGCCCCGAGCCGUCCUUUGUCCAGCCUGUCGAGAACUCUCCAUCACUCGAGUUGAACGCAAAAUCUGCAGCGGCACACAUGUAAUGGCUGCUUUUAUGUUUAUGUGCACUAUAUUUGGGGGCCCUGUCGUAUACAUGUCCAAGGCGUUCAAGAAUGUCGAGCACUAUUGCUGUCGAUGCAAUCGGAGGCUAGCGACUUUUCAUUUUAACACGGGGACUGAGAUUCAUGUCUACUAG
Messenger RNA from Fusarium falciforme, 1656 nucleotides. Its product is annotated as LITAF domain-containing protein. NCBI's taxonomy places the organism in Eukaryota, Fungi, Ascomycota, Sordariomycetes, Hypocreales, Nectriaceae. The transcript is spliced from 4 exons. The record is from RefSeq and is a predicted model, not a curated record. The coding region runs from base 1 to 1656 and encodes 551 amino acids.